CUCGUAUCGGUCGGCCCUGUGCUUCAGAUAAGGCGCUUGCGCUCCGCUCUCGCCUUAGCUCAUUCUCGCAUCCUGUAUCCAAUUGUGACAGCUGAGAAUGUGGACCUGCCGAGAGCCCUGGCCCGAAUAGAAGAGACGAGAAGAAGGGCGAGGGUACCUCGAUGAAACACGAGGAAGAAUGAGAUUGUAUACGAAGAAAUCAGAGCAAGAAUGAGCAGGUCUUUACAUUCAGUAGGAGCAAAGCCUAGGCCCUGGCGGAUCUGCAAGUGUUGCUAUUCUUUCGAAGAGAAGGAGGUGAAUAACAUCGUGAAAGAUACACCUACGUCGACGAAUGGUGUCGGACAUUGUGAAGAAUUUUCUCCCGUUGAACACCCUUUGGAGCCUCCAGACAUCGACAAGCCAGUGCGCUGUCCACCUCCAGAACCGUGCAUUGUGCAUGAUGGGAGAAUUUGGAAGGAGAGAGUCGCAAUUGCCAGGAGAAGAAUGGAUAUGGUGAAAGACAAAGAUGGUGUCCCCGGUCGCCGACGAAAAGCGCUCUCCAGCGAACAUGUCAUACUCCCAUCACUCAGCGCCCCAGAACAUGUGAUUCUGAAAUAUUUGGAGUAGGAGUUUUAAUUUUUCAUAGUUUGCAAUUUCUUGUUAAUUCUUAUGGAUGGACGUCUUGACCAUCCGUUACGAAGGGGGCCUGCUGAGGAAACCCUGUGCACUGGGGUGUUUCAUGCAGAGAUUGUAUUAUAACACUAAAUGAUUUGCUAGUUGGGAGGGAGUUAUUUUUUCACUGAGAUUUAGAGUCCAGCUUCGGGGAUCUCAUUGUUGUAGUUAAGAGAAUUGGAAUCCUUACCAGAGCAAAUGCGCAGAGUUGCUGCCUCUUGUUCUGAUGUACAUACCUCCACUGCUGGCCCGAUUGUCACAUAAGUAUAAGGACAUUCUUUUUGGGUAAGAGUCUUCAUUUUGAUGUACACAUCUCGAAAGAGAAUGUUAAUUUUCCUUCGCCUUGAAGCUCAGGCAGAGGAUCUUUAAUUCAGCAUUCGGAACUUUCAGUCUUGUCA
This is a messenger RNA of Marchantia polymorpha subsp. ruderalis, 1049 nucleotides long. The record is from the annotation of a GenBank genome assembly. NCBI's taxonomy places the organism in Eukaryota, Viridiplantae, Streptophyta, Marchantiopsida, Marchantiales, Marchantiaceae.